Molecule: messenger RNA, 635 nt
Organism: Cephus cinctus (wheat stem sawfly)
Lineage: Eukaryota; Metazoa; Arthropoda; Insecta; Hymenoptera; Cephidae
Source: RefSeq, a predicted model, not a curated record
GAGGUAGAUACAGAAAAGGAUUCGAUUGCUUCGUGAGCAUAAAUGAGUGAUCAUUGAAAAAAGUGAAUGCAGUAACGUUUUGGAUUCGGCAGCGAAAACAUGAUGAUAGGCGAUUCGCGCAUCAGCUUUGAGGGUGAUCGAAUCCAUGUAGGUGACACGACUUACUUGAAAACUGCGGGUUUGAUCGAACUCUUGUUCAGGAAGGUACCUGAUGAGACUAGUAUAACCCAGGAUGACAUGGACAAUUACAAAAACAUUAUUUUAACGACGAAUUCACAUAGAAAGUACUAUAAACCUGAUGGUGAAAUUCGUAAGAGCAAGAGUUUCAAAUUUAAUAACGUUAUUGCAAAACUGAUCGAACAGCCCUCUGUAACGGGCAAAGGUAUAGUACCGUUUUACAUGAUCGCUGCCAAGGACGAACGAACGGAUUACGUGUACUGGGACGAUCCCAACGAAUUGGUAGACCGGCUUCGUCUGCUCCUUGCCUCUCGGGAAGCUGGUAACCCCAGUCACUCCAACGAAAUUGUGUCGAUUAUCGAAGAAUUGCGCGAGGCGGGUAUUAUUUAUUAACUCGAUAAAACGAUCGCGAUCGCCACUUUGAAUAUGAGUGUCGACGUGUUUGGACGUCAGCUGAG